CAGCCCCACACACACACACACACACACAGACAGGGAAUUUACAGACUGCUGCACAACUCCGCCAGGGUACACAACCAAGCGCACGUCGUUUCCGCGAUCAACAGACGCAGCAGCAGCAGCCAUGGACCUGCACCGGACCAGUAUAUUGAACCAGAUGGAUUACAGCCGGGAGUCUAAAGAGGGGAAGCCGCCGGUUCAGGCGACGGAGGAGCGGCUCGACAGCGGCCUGGACUCCCUGAAGGAGGAGGAGUACCAGGCGGUGGCGGCCGAGAUCCGGGGGCUCCAGGUGAGCUGUGAUCCGCCGCAGCACCGACAGAGUCCCGCUGCAGGAGAAGAGCAGCCGGAGUGGAGGACACAGGUCACGGAGGACGGAGACACGCUACUUCACCUGGCCAUCAUCCACGAGGCCAAGGACUACAUCAAAACCAUGAUUGAUGUGUCCAAGAACACAGACUUCCUGAACACACAGAACGACCUGAGACAGACUCCUCUCCACUUAGCGGUCAUAACAAACCAGGCCGACGUGUGUCAGCAGCUCGUGGCGUCUGGCUGUGACCCCACGCUGGUGGACAACAGAGGGGACACUGCCCUUCACAUUGCCUGUCGCCAUGGCAACCUGCUGUGCUUCAGUGUCCUCACCCAGUACAGUCAGAAAGACCACCUACACACAGUGAUGGCUGCCUGCAACUAUAAUGGUCAGAACUGCCUCCACCUUGCUUCAGUCCAUGGUUUCCUCUCACUGGUGGAGAACAUGGUGGAACUAGGAGCUGAUAUUAAUGCAAAGGAGCAGCAUAACGGUCGUGGUGCACUCCAUCUGGCAGUGGAUCAGCAGAAUCUCUCACUGGUCAAAUUGCUGCUGAAAAAAGGAGCAGACCCCAACCUCCUGACCUCUGGAGGCCACACCCCCUACCACCUCACCUACGGUUACGGCAGUUGCGACAUCAGGGAAGAGCUGUACUCGCUGACCAAUCCAGACCUGAGGGAGCUGCCUGACAGCGAAUCGGAUGACAGCGAGGAAGAGGAGGACGAGAAGUCUGACGAGGAGGUGGGUUAUGACGACAUUCACUGGAAUGGACAGUAGCAGGAAACGGGACAAGAGAGGGGAAAUUACAGAGGUGUGUGGCUUUGAUGACGACGGUAAAAGACGGGAGAGACGGCUCGUGUGCUGCUUCCUGGAGCGACGUCACAGGAAUGUGUGGCUGACACGGUGCAGACGUGACCACUGACAAAACGGAUCGGACAGGCGGCUGCGAAGGCAAAGACAACAAGAGACUGGUAGCCAAAUGAACCAGCGAGCCUGCUCCGCCGGAGAGCGAACACAUGAUGUGAACACACAACACAUUAUGGUGGGAUGGCACCGCUGCAUUAUAAGAGAAUCGCUUGCAUUCUGUGGACAUGAUUGUCACAAAAACACAUCCACCCACACAGAUGUACCUGCAACAGCUCUGUUGUAUGAUAUUGUAAAUGCUGUGUAUACUAAGAUGUAUUUUUUAUGGAAGCUGUGAAUGUGUACAGUUGAGUAGGUUGUAUAUGUCAGAUAGCAAACAGUCCAGCACACUCCAGUUAAAUUAAAAGACUCAUAUUUAACAGUGAAA
This is a messenger RNA of Hippoglossus stenolepis (Pacific halibut), 1595 nucleotides long. It is a transcript of the gene nfkbiab, whose product is annotated as nuclear factor of kappa light polypeptide gene enhancer in B-cells inhibitor, alpha b. Lineage: Eukaryota; Metazoa; Chordata; Actinopteri; Pleuronectiformes; Pleuronectidae. Bases 122 to 1081 code for a protein of 319 amino acids. The record is from RefSeq and is a predicted model, not a curated record. The transcript has 6 exons. Gene Ontology annotation, molecular function: protein binding.